AUUUAAAGACAAAAGGGGCAAUUGAGCAAUUUUUCUAAUUUCUGCAAGACUAAUGCGAGAAAUUCCUCGAAGUCAACGAUCUCAGCUCUUUUUUCCUGAACCCAAAUCAGAGUAUCAUUUCUGCUUUGCAAUCAUUGAGACUGAAAAUACCAAUCAUCCAUCUUGCAACCAUAAUUUGAUUCUGGGGGCCGAUUUUGAUUUUGAGUUCCAUUUUCAGCUUUCAUUGAAUUCUUCUUUUGAUCAAACUUUUCCCUCUGGAUUUCCUUAUUUUCCACCAUCAACAAGGAGGAAAAAUGCCUGUGGCGGAGCUUUUUCUGUCACCACUUUUACAGGUACUGUUUGACAAGCUGGCCUAUCCCGUGUUGCAGAGCUUUGCCAGGCAACAAGGAAUCCGGGCUCAGCUCAAGAAAUGGAGCAAAACACUGGAGCUGAUUCAAAAUGUGAUCCUUGAUGCUGAGGAUAAGCAGAUAACUGAUCGACGAAUAAAGGACUGGCUGGAAUCUUUACGGGAUUUGGCUUAUGACUUGGAUGACAUCGUUGAUGAGAUUACUACUGAAGCUUUUCGCCAGAAGUUGAUGGAGCCAGAUCACUCUAGAAGAAGUAAGAUCUUGAAACUUAUUCCUACUUGUCAGAACUUCACUCCUCAUGCUAUCAAGUUCAAUGCAAGAAUUCAAUCAAGAAUAAAAACCAUAUCUGCUCAGUUAGAUGAACUUGCGAAGCAAAAGAAUGACUUGAACUUAGUUCAGCAUGCUGACAAUGGAGGGAUAUCGGGUAGAUCUGUGGUAAGACAUCCAACUACUUCUUUGAAUGAAUCCCAUGUUUAUGGUAGGGAAAGAGAAAGAGAAGAAAUCUUAAAUAUGUUGCUAAUGACCAAUGAGACGUGUAAAGAUGAUGUUUGUGUGAUUCCAAUUGUUGGUAUGGGUGGAAUUGGCAAGACAACUCUUUCUCAGCUUGUUUAUAAUGAUGAGAGAGUCAACGAUUUCUUUGAUCUUAAGGCUUGGGUGUGUGUUUCUGAAGAGUUUGAUGUGCUUGCUAUAACUCAGACAAUUUUCGAGUCUGUGACAAAAGUGGGCAGCGAAUCGAAGAACUUGAAUAUGCUUCAGGUGCGUUUGCAUGACAAACUUUCUAAGGAAAAAUUCCUUAUUGUUUUGGAUGAUGUUUGGAAUGAGGUUUAUGAAAGUUGGGAUCUUUUGAGUCGCCCUUUUCAAGUUGGACUUCCUGGCAGUAGAGUCAUUGUCACAACGCGCAACAAUAAUGUCGCAUCGAUGGUGGGAUCUGUUCCAGGUUACCAUGUGGGGCGGUUGACUAAUGAUGAUUGUGUUUCUCUGCUAGCUCAACAUGCACGAAGAGAUUUUGAAAAACACCCAGAACUGAAAGGAUUUGGCGAGGAUUUGGCAAAAAAGUGUGGAGGCUUGCCUUUGGCAGCAAAGGCACUUGGAGGUAUCUUGCGCUCUAAAAUAAGUCCUGGAGAGUGGAGAGAGGUAUUGGAUAGCAAGAUAUGGGAUUUACCUAAUGAAGGCAACAUUCUUCCGGUGCUCAGAUUAAGUUACUAUCAUCUUCCUCCCCAUCUGAAGCAAUUGUUUGCAUAUUGUUCUGUAUUUCCAAAAGACUAUGAGUUUGACAAGCUCGAACUGGUUUUGCUGUGGAUGGGGGAAGGUUUUCUGCAGCAACCAAAGGGGACGAAAAGAAUGGAAGAGCAGGGGUUCGACUGUUUCAAUGAGCUAGUGUCUAGAUCAUUCUUCCAACGGUUAAGCGGCUCUCAAUCAAGUUUUGUCAUGCAUGAUCUCAUCAAUGAUUUGGCACAGUUUGUUGCUGGGGGAACUUGCCAUAGGCUAGAUGAUAAAGUUGAGAUAUAUGAGUGGCACAAAGUUUCUGAACAUACUCGCCAUGCUUCAUUUCUUCGUCAUGAAUAUGAAGUCUUCAACAAAUUCCAGGCUUUGUACAAAGUUCGAGGCUUAAGAACGUUCAUACCAAUGCCAGUUCAAAAUGUGCAUGUCUGGCCACCUUUCUAUAUAUCAAAUAGAAUUUUACUCCACUUAUUGCCUGAGUUACACAGCUUAAGAGUUUUAUCUUUGAGCGGCUAUUCAAUAAGUGAGCUACCAAGCCCCAUAUGCAGCUUGAUACAUCUGAGAUAUCUUAAUCUGUCUGGUACUUCAGUUACAUCAUUGCCUGAGUCUCUGAGCAACCUUUACAAUUUACAGACGUUAUCCUUGCGAAACUGCCGCUUUAUCUCUAAGCUGCCAGAAACUCUGGGAGAUUUGAUAAACCUUCGGCAUCUGGACAAUGCUAAUACAGAGCAACUGAAAGAAAUGCCCAAGGGAAUUGGUAAAUUGACAAGCCUGCAGACUUUACCUAAGAUUGUUUUGGGCAAAGCUUGUGGAUUGGGACUAAGUGAGCUGAAGAAUCUUUCGCUUUUGCGAGGGACGCUGAGCAUUGAAGGACUGCAAAAUGUAGUGGAUAUUCAAGAAGCACAGGAGGCUUAUUUAAAGAACAAGCCAGACCUAGAGGAGUUGCAGCUGAUCUGGAGCAACAAAACUGAUAAUUCUUGUGAUGCAGAUGUGCUCGAUAUGCUACAACCUCACAGACACUUUAAAAAGCUUAAGAUUGAUUUCUAUGGAGGCAGGAAAUUUCCAACUUGGAUUGGUGAUCCAUUAUUUGAUAAAUUGGAGAGCAUCAGCCUCAGCAAUUGUGUUAAUUGCACAUCUCUACCACAUCUCGGACAGCUGCACGAGCUCAAACACCUGCGCAUAGGAGGCAUGCUUGGUAUUAAACGCAUUGGCAUUGAGUUUUUCAUGGGUAAUUAUCCUCUUGAACAUGCAUUUCCAUCUCUGGAGACUCUGAGGUUUGAGUGCAUGCCUGACUGGGAGGAAUGGUCUUGGAAUGAUGGUGAAAUGCAAUUCCCUCACCUUCAUCAGCUUACCAUGUUUAAGUGUCCCAAACUAACCAAAAUAUCACCUUUGCAGCUUCCCCUUCUUCACGAGUUAGAUCUUGAAGAGUGCACCAGAGAGGUACUAGACAGUUUCAUGGAUCUGAAUUCGCUAACAUACCUGAAGCUUGAGUCAAUUACAGGGUUAUCAUGUCUUCCGAGAGAACUUACACUGUGCUCAUCUAAACUUGAAGUCCUUGAGAUAUGUAACUGCAAUGAUUUCCUCAAAUUGUGGGAAAGUGGAAUUGGACUACAAACUCUGACAUGCAUAAGACGCCUUGUCAUUGCAGACUGUGAAAGUCUCGUCUGCUUGGUGGACAAUGAUCAACAGUUGCCAAGCAAUCUCGAAGUCUUGGAACUAUUCCGUUGUGCAACUCUAUGUUUCCUGCCUCCUGAUCUGAGCAGCCUUAUGUCUUUGAGGGAGUUGAUCAUCAAAAAUUGCCCAAAACUUCUGACCUUUCCAGAGCUUGGUCUCCCGCCUAUGCUUAGACGCCUCGAGAUACAGGCUUGUAAUGCACUGAAUGCCCUUCCCAAUGGCAUCUCUGGUCUUGAAAGGUUGGAGCUCAAGGAUUGCUCAUCUCUGAGGGCCUGGCCAGCAGGUAACUUCCCAACUAGCUUUAAGAAAUUUGUCAUAAAAAACUGCGAGCAUCUACAACCAGUUUCACAAGAAAUGUUUCACCAGAACAGCAGCAUGUCUCUGGAGGACCUCAGUGUCUUGAACUGGCAAAAUAUUGGGACUUUAAUUCAGUACAUGCACAAUUUUUCACGUCUUGUUGAACUCUACAUAUCUAAUUGUGAUACUUUGGAGUCAUUUCCUGAUCAAGGCUUGCCCACACCAAAGCUAAGGAUCCUCUCCAUUGAAUAUUGUUCAAACCUGAACUCCAUACCAGCAGAGAUUAACAGAAUCUCAUCCCUCGUAUCAUUGGAAGUACGUAGUUGCCCAAAGCUUGAGACUUUUCCCAAAGGAGAGUUGCCAUCGAGCUUAACUUCACUUCGGGUCUGGGAUUCUAGGAAACUCAGACCCCUGGCAGAAUGGCACCUUGACAGACUCGCCUCUCUUCAAGAAUUCUCCAUCUGUGGUGGAUUUCCAAAGCUGGUUUCAUUUGGUGAUGCUGAACAUCUCUUUCCUUCAUCAUUAACUAAAUUUUCUAUCGCAAGAUUUCCAAGUCUGAAAUCUGUCUUUAAGGGCCUUAAUAGCUUGACCUCCCUGCAACAUCUAUCUCUUAUGAACUGCCCCAAACUUCAGGUCUUGCCUUGUCAUAAACUACUUGACAGGCUUUGGCAUCUUGAAAUUAGUGGCUGUCCACAUCUGAGAGAUCGGUGUUUGAGGGAAAAAGGUGAGCAUUGGCAAAGGAUUGCUGACAUUCCCUGUGUGGAGAUAGAUGGCUCUUACGUCUACAAACAGAACCCUGAAUGAUCAAAUUCCUGGCAUCAUAAAUUUCCAUUGCUAAUAAUGGGCUUCUCAGGUCUAUUUUAUAGCCUUUUCCAUUGCAGCUCUAUUUUCUGCUAUACAUGUAAAAUAGUAGUAAUAUUUGAUGGGUAAAAGAAUUGUGCUUGGAAAUCAUCAGUAGAGAGCACAUAGUGCACCUUCUCAUUGUUUUGUAUCCUACUGUAACUGAAGUGUUUAAUCAUUGGCCAUUGCCAUGAAAUGCAUCUAGCUUUUUUUGGGCGUCAAUAGAAUCACCUGUUUUUUUUUAAUCUUUAUUUCUGCACUGUGGCACCAAUGGCACCAAUUUACAGUCCCUCUAUUCAUUCUAAUGUACUUCCAAAGAAAGAUACAGUAUAAUGCCAAUUUCAGACAAUGGAGUUGGUUUCUAGUAAUUGGAGACAAGUCUUAUUCUACAAUGGUGUCUAGCUAGACAUUUAUGGAUAGUAUCUGUUCUGUGUUUUGAUUGUCAAAAAUCUGCUUCUUGAGAAUAAGAUUUUGUUAGCUGCACCUUCUAAGACUCUCUCUCUCUCUCUCUCUCUCUCUCUCUCUCUCUCUGAGUAUUCCAGAUUUGCUAAACUGCAAUAGCACAGGAUUAUAAAUAAUUAUUGUGCCAAUCAUCUGAUGAAGUUUUUUUUUUUUUUAA
This is a messenger RNA of Coffea arabica (coffee), 4998 nucleotides long. RefSeq names its product putative disease resistance RPP13-like protein 1. Gene Ontology annotation, molecular function: ADP binding. The record is from RefSeq and is a predicted model, not a curated record. NCBI's taxonomy places the organism in Eukaryota, Viridiplantae, Streptophyta, Magnoliopsida, Gentianales, Rubiaceae.